Lathyrus oleraceus (garden pea) is the source of this 639-nucleotide messenger RNA. RefSeq names its product secreted RxLR effector protein 161-like. Bases 1 to 639 code for a protein of 212 amino acids. The transcript has 2 exons. NCBI's taxonomy places the organism in Eukaryota, Viridiplantae, Streptophyta, Magnoliopsida, Fabales, Fabaceae. The record is from RefSeq and is a predicted model, not a curated record.
AUGGAUAAUUGCAAGGCAAUGUCUACUCCGAUGGGAUCCGGAUCUUAUGUUGAUCAAGAUGAAGCAGGUGUUUCGAUUGAUAUAACAAAGUAUCGAGCCAAUCCAAAAGAAUCACAUCUCACCGUUGUUAAGAGAAUCAUGAAAUAUCUCAAGGGAACAACAAAUGUCGGCCUAUGGUAUCCUAAAGGUAGUAUUUGCAAUUUAGUUGGUUAUUCUGACGUUGACUAUGCAGGAUGUAAAACUGAUCGGAAAAGUACUAGUGGUACAUGGCACAUCCUUGGAAAUGCAUUAGUUUCGUGGGCUUGCAAGAAACAAACAUGUGUUUCUCUAAGCACUGCCAAAGCAGAAUACAUAGCCGCAGGUAGCUGUUGCGCUCAAAUACUUUGGCUUAAGCAACAACUUCGUGAGUACGGACUCGAUCUUGGAUGCAUUCCUCUUUGUUGUGACAAUACAAGUGCGAUAAACAUUACAAAGAAUCUGGCCAUGCACUCAAAAACCAAACAUAUUGACAUUCAACAUCACUUUCUUUGUUACCACGUGCUUCAAGGAGAUGUCGAAGUCACAUUUGUGGAUACUCAUAAUCAACUUGCCGACAUCUUCACAAAACCUUUGGCGGGAGAACCAUUUUACAAAAUUUGA